ACCUUCAUUCAGUCGCUUUCCGCUUCUCACCGUCCUACAUUGUGUCAAUACUGAAGCCGGGUGAUUUACGCGAGAACUUUUUUUCGCCUUACAACAAUUAUUAUGUUUUAGCCUAACGUAACGUCAAUUUUAAAUUAGAAUGUCACCAUACCGAUCAGUAUUGGGCCGAUUCAUGAAAAAUAUGUUACUGAAAUUAAAUAGUCUCGCCCAGUAUACGCAGUGCAGUUUUAAGUUCCAACGCGUCACAUUAUGAAUGAAUAAUGGAAGACAGUGACAGUAUGAACAGUACGGAGUGGGUUGAGAUUUUGAACUCAGGUCUGAACGGGGUACAGGCAGUGGCGGGGCUUGAGAUCUUGUUUCAGCCAGACGUGGUGCUGGUCGCUCUUUACGUGCCCCUCAUCCUGCUCUCUCUACUGGCUAACGUGCUGCUCAUACUCGUUGCUAUCAAGUGCAAUUACACCAAAAGCGUCACGAAUAUCUUUCUGGUGAAUCUCUCGGCAGCUGAUCUUCUGGUGACGGUUGUGUGUAUGCCUAUCCAGUUGAGUAAGGCUAUCACCCUCGUGUGGUACUACGGACAGACAGUCUGCAAAAUAUUUAACUAUAUACAGGGUGUGGCAGUGGCGGCUAGCGUGUUCACUUUGACCGCAAUGUCCGUAGACCGGUGGGUGUCAAUCGCGCCAGAGCCGAGGCUCCGCCCUCCAGAACGACCACAAGCUUUGCUGCUCUUGGGGCUGUUGUGGACCCUGGCAGCACUCAUCUUUAUACCUCUCGCUUUAGUUGCUUUCGUGCGAACGGAGUCAGUUCCAAUACUAUCACACACACGAACGAACAUUUCGAUAGAAACCAAAGAGGUUCAGUUCUGCACUGAGGAGUGGCCCAGCGCCGGAUCUCGGCAACAGUUCGGGGCUUUUAGCUUUACUCUGGUUUACGCCAUACCAGGCUGCAUAACAAUUAUGUCCUACGCAUGUAUGGGGCGGACUUUGUGCGCGGUGCGGCCGCCCUUCGAUAUCGACGAGGGCAAUAUCGGUAUGCAACAGGGGCUAAGGCUGGUUCGUGAGCGGAAGCGAGUGGCGUGGAUCCUGUUGUUGUUGGCUGUUUUGUUCGCCAUGUGCUGGCUGCCUUACAACAUACUGCAGUUGCUAUUGGACGUCAACAUGCUUUCCACCGCCGACCUCAGCCUUUAUCUGCCCUAUGCGCUUUUUAUAGGUCACGCGAAUUCUGCCAUAAACCCCAUCGUCUACUGUCUGAUGACUCGCAAUUUCCAGCGCUCUCUGCGCAAGCUUCUAUGCUCGCGAGGAAUCUGCCAACGAACCAAAUUUACGUGGCGGUGCACGCAAAAGCCGGAUGGGUCAUCCAGCGAUUACGAACUUUACCACGAACCUCAUAAAAGGUGCUAUCUACAGAUGAACUCUUUGCGUCAUGGCUGCGGAGCUGGUGUCGGGGCAGGAGGAGGAGGAGUCGUGGUAUCCAGGGCGGGGGACGUGGGGUGCAGGCGCGCUCAGACGCAGCUUAGUCACGUGACGCGAUCGUCGCGGCGCCUGGCUCCCGCGCAUACCGUCUCGGUGGAGAUGCUGCAGCGACAUGGGCCUGUAGACCUCAAAUGAAGCCGACGAUUCUUAAAGAACUUUGGGUUGCUAUGCUAGCGGUUUUUAAGUAAGAUACGAUUUCAAUUCCAUUAUAAAAUACUAUGAUUGUCGUAAUCAAUAAAUAUUCUGGAUUUCACUUUCGUUGAACUGACUUGUGGUAAACUAAAAAA
Molecule: messenger RNA, 1756 nt
Organism: Pieris rapae (cabbage white)
Lineage: Eukaryota; Metazoa; Arthropoda; Insecta; Lepidoptera; Pieridae
Gene: NGR-A12
Product: neuropeptide FF receptor 1
Exons: 9
Coding region: 261-1604 (447 amino acids)
Biological process (GO): G protein-coupled receptor signaling pathway
Cellular component (GO): membrane
Molecular function (GO): G protein-coupled receptor activity
Source: RefSeq, a predicted model, not a curated record